This is a messenger RNA of Pseudomyrmex gracilis, 690 nucleotides long. RefSeq names its product vacuolar ATPase assembly integral membrane protein VMA21 homolog. The record is from RefSeq and is a predicted model, not a curated record. Gene Ontology annotation, biological process: vacuolar proton-transporting V-type ATPase complex assembly. The transcript has 4 exons. Bases 305 to 595 code for a protein of 96 amino acids. NCBI's taxonomy places the organism in Eukaryota, Metazoa, Arthropoda, Insecta, Hymenoptera, Formicidae.
GCAGCCUAUAUAACCUUAUUUUCGCUUUUGCGCGCUGGUCACGCGAUUGUCAUAUCAGAGAAUGGUGUAAUAUAUCAAUGUUCCAAACAGUGACAACGGUGUUGUUACGAUAAACGUAAGACUGGGAUAAACGAUAAACUCAAAAAAAGAAAGAAAUGAUAUCGUGAGAAGAUAAACUACAUAUACAGCGAGUCGGCGUUAUUUUUCUAUGUGUAUUAGCAUUAAUUAAUAUUCACAUCAAUAUUAAAGUUUUCUAUAUUGUCAGUAACUUAAACAUAAUAGUUGACUAACUUGGUUAUAAAUCAUGACAAGUAAAAGUAGCAAGUUGCAUUCCCCACCUUCAACAAAAGAAAGAAUGGAAGAAAAAGAGAUAUUUAUCAGGGUUGUUUUUCAUGGUUUGCUCAUAUUUGGAUUACCUGUGAUAACAUUUUUUCUGAGCAAAGCUUAUCUUUCUGAUGGUAUAUUUGGUCUGACAGAUAUGCAAAGUAAGGUAUACUCUGCUGGUGUUGCUGUUUUAGUAUUACACAUCGCUUUCGGACAUUUCAUAUUCAGAGUGUUCUUUGAUGAACGGACACCAGCGCUUAAAAGAGAUUAAUUAUUUUUGUUUUUUUAUUGUUAAGUACACCUUGGUGACCACAAACACGACAUAAUCACAGUCAGUACAUUUAUCUUUGAUGUGUCAAAAUAAAA